UAACAGCUGAGGCUGUAAACAUCAUAAGCUGAAAAAUGGAAAUAAAUUCACGUUGAGUUUAUUGUUGACGUAAUUUAGACUAUUUUCAAAUUGUUUUAAUAACUUAGUUAUUGCUUGAUCUAACCGAUUUGCCAUCAAUAUGGGUAUUUUAGAGAGAAUUUCAGAAAUUGAAAAGGAAAUUGCUAGGACCCAAAAAAAUAAAGCUACUGAAUACCACUUGGGUCUCUUGAAAGCUAAAUUAGCAAAAUAUAGAUCACAACUAUUGGAACCUCAAGGGAAAGGUAAAGAUAAAGGAGAUGGUUUCGAUGUCAUGAAAUCUGGUGAUGCCAGAGUUGCACUAAUUGGGUUCCCCUCUGUUGGAAAGUCAACAUUGUUGAAUACUGUAACCGAAACUAAAAGUGAAUGUGCGGCUUAUGAGUUUACAACUUUGACAUGCAUUCCUGGCGUUAUUCAAUACAAUGGGGCUAACAUUCAGCUUCUUGAUUUACCUGGUAUCAUUGAAGGAGCUGCUCAAGGAAAGGGUAGAGGUAGACAAGUUAUCGCUGUUGCAAGAACUGCUGACUUAGUUAUCAUUAUGUUGGAUGCAACUAAAAGUGAAGUUCAACGACAAUUACUUGAAAAAGAAUUAGAAUCUGUUGGAAUUAGGUUGAAUAAAAGGCGUCCAAAUAUCUAUUUUAAGGAAAAAAAAUCUGGAGGAAUCUCAUUCAACGCUACCUGUAAUUUAACAAAACUUGACGAAAAAUUGGUCUAUGGAAUUCUUCAUGAAUAUAAAAUGUUUCACGCGGAAGUCUUGUUACGUGAAGAUUCAUCGACUGAUGAUUUAAUUGAUGUUAUAAGCAAAAAUAGGGUGUACCUUCCUUGCUUGUACGUUUACAACAAGAUAGAUCAAAUCUCAAUCGAAGAAGUAAAUAAAUUGGCCCAUCGACCUGAUAGUGUGGUCGUUAGUUGCAACAUGAAACUUAAUUUAGACUACUUUUUGGUAAGACUUUGGGCUUAUCUUGCUUUGAUUCGAGUUUACACCAAAAAACCUGGCAACCCUCCCGAUUUCAAUGAUGCAUUAAUUCUUAGAAGAGGAGCUUCUAUUGAACAUGUCUGUCAUGCUAUUCACCGUUCUAUUGCCGAAACGUUUAGAUAUGCUCUUGUCUGGGGAACUAGCACUAAAUACAGUCCACAAAGGGUUGGCCUUUCACAUAUUGUCCAUCAUGAGGAUGUUGUUCAGAUAAUCAAAAAAGCUUGAAGCUUUGAAGCUCUGAUAUAUGCAUAUGCCUUCCAAGAAUGAACCGGAAAAGUUAAUUAUUUAAACUCCAAAGAGAGGAAAAUAUUGUUACUCAAAUUGCUAAUAUUUUACAUAAAUGAUCAAUCUCUUUCAUUUGUGCAUUAA
This is a messenger RNA of Tetranychus urticae (two-spotted spider mite), 1381 nucleotides long. RefSeq names its product developmentally-regulated GTP-binding protein 2. NCBI's taxonomy places the organism in Eukaryota, Metazoa, Arthropoda, Arachnida, Trombidiformes, Tetranychidae. Gene Ontology annotation, molecular function: GTPase activity; GTP binding. The record is from RefSeq and is a predicted model, not a curated record.